AAGCAAGGUGUGCAAAUUGUGAAGAUCAAUGCAAAAGUGCAAAGUGAUCGGUGUGUACAGCGUGUGUGUCGAACGCUUGAAGAUUUUCUCCUGGCGAGAAAAGCGAAUGCUGACGUGGUUAACCUCACCGGUGGAAAUACAAUUGCCCGAAAUGCCAUCAUUGUUGCACGCCAAUGAGCAGCAUUCCUCCCAAUGCGUCAUCGAAGAGACAAGACCGCAUGGGUGUUCCGCUGGCCGGAUCGCUGCACGGAGCGCUGGCUCAGUGUCAGCGGCCCAGAACCAGUUUGUUGGUGGAUGCGUCUGCAAGCGAUAACUGUGAAAAAGAACAACAACGUUGAGUUGAAGUGUGUUAAGUUACAGUUAGACUGUUAGAGAGAGAGAGAGAGAGUGUGUGUGUGUCUGUGUGUGCAGGAUAAUUUCCCCCACCGGUUGUACUUGGGCUAGGGCCUCCAGUGGUGUCGAUUGCUAAUUCAUACUGCCGAUCGUUAACGAGCUGUCAAGAGCAGAACGAGAAUUACUGCAGAUUAUACAAAGUCAUUAAGGCUGGAAGGUGAAGCAGAGCUGAAGCACAUGCACAGAACGGACAGUUACGGACAACAGCUGACAGAUGUCUGAAGAUUUUGUGCACUCAAGGGCAGACUCCCGCACGAAUUUGCCAACCGCACGUAUUUCACAAUCUUGUACGAAUGGUUUGCUUUGUUCUUCUGGUUAAUCAUAGAGUGAGAGUGUAACUAGUCUUCAAUGAGACAUCAACAGUUAUCGCAUGGGACAGCCAAAUCUCCCGAGAUCUUGCCACUGGUACCUCAGAACCGACAACCCACACAACGUCUAAUUAAUCGGCCUGAUCUGAUAGUGUGGUUUCACCAACCGACCCGAAACGAUCGUCAGCCCAAGAUCAGUUGGACACGCGCGUGUGCGCGUGAUUUCUCCUCGACCCCGUUGUUGGUGACCGGGUGCGACUCACGUUCGCUUCGACCAUUCGUACCAUUUGGCGUACCGAUCCAAAUUUUCAUUAUCCCCGCAAGUAGCGAAUUCCUGCCCCACCCGCGGCCCGACGCUCUCAUUUUCACCGCCGUCGAUGACGAAGACGACAACGACGACGACGACGAAUCGCUCCGCGCGGAUGCUUUCACCCCGAGGGCAGAGCUUUUUGGCCGUCUCUAGCAGCGGACCGCGCUGUUCGCCGGCCAACAGGAAGUGCAUUACCGAUUGAAAGAGAAAUGAACGCGUGCCACAUAGUGAAAGACUAACCAUUCGCAGGUAUAUUCGGUGUGUGCGAGAAACGUUUACACACGCACAACGUGUUUAUGUGACUACUAAACAGUGCAAGAGACACAAGAUGAUCCUCAAAGCUGCAGCCUUACUACUGCUGCUCUUCGCGAGCGGGGCCAAUUCGCAAGAUGACUCACUUGCUGGAAGUUUCCUGUCAGGUCUACUGGAUUCGAUCACAAGCACAGAGGACGCGAAAGGAUGUCCGGGCGUGUGCGUGCACACGCUGGCCACACUGAUCUGCUACGAGGUGCUGGAUGACAUACCGUGCCCCUCGCCCAGCAUGAAGUGUUGCGUGGAAAGUAGUGCGGCGGCCGCAAACAUUACUACCACGCCGCGGCCAAGAACCACCACGACAACGGCGCGUCCCACCACGACGACACCGAAACCGACGACAGAGGCCAAGAUCAAGGAGAAGGACAAUAAAAACAAUUCGUCCUGUCCGGGGGUGUGCGUGGCGGAUCGUAUCGCGGAGUACUGUGAAGCGUACCUCACGACGGCCGGUCUCUGCAAGAGCGGUUCCAAGUGUUGCGUAUCGCGCGACAUCUAUCCGGACAACCCGCCGGACGAGCUGUACAUACCGACGGCACACUUCGAUGCGAAGCAGAACAGAACGACCACGCCGAAACCGUACGCCAAGACGACCGAGCGGCCCCACACCACCGAGGAACCGAUCAAGUCGAAAACGAACCCAACCCAGAAGCCUACGCCGAAACCGACCAAGCCAGCCCCGUCCAAGCUGAAGACGACGCCCGCGACCACAGUCAACAAUGGCCAGGGACCGGUGUUUAAGGAAUGCGAGGGCGAGUGUGUCAAUGGGCUGUUUGCGCUGUUCUGUGACGAUCUGGACAGCGAGGCGUUCUGUCCGAACGAGGGCUCGUGCUGCAUUACCGGCGUGGCGGAAGACAACAAGCAGCAGAUCGCGACGACAACGAGGCGACCAGCAACGCCGCCGCCACUGCCCCGCUGUCCCGGCUUCUGUCUGCUGAACAUUAUGGCCGCCUUCUGCGAGCGCCCGUCCGUGCUCAUCCCCAACACGGCCAACUGCAAGCGCGGCUCGGUGUGCUGCGACAAUACGCGCGCUCCCCCGCCGAGACCGCCGCAGCAGAAGCGUCCACCGCCAACCACCACCACGACCACACCCGCCCCGACCACGGCCGUGCCGGAUCCGCGCGAAGAGUGCCCCGGCUCGUGCAUCGUCAGUCUGCUCAGCUUCACCUGCUUCCGCAACGCCGAGAUGACCGAUCUGUUCAAGUGCAAAAAGUCCGGCACGCAGUGCUGUGCGCCCAAGUCCAAGAUACAGGAGGUGCAGCAGGCCGCCGCUAGCAAGACCAAGUACAACGACACGAACGGCGGCUAUCCGCCGCAGGCCCUGCCGCCUCCACCGCCGAUGAUGCAGCCGCAGCAGCAGCCCCCGAUGCCGUACCCGAUGCCACCGUCGGCAGCGAUGCCACCGUCCCAGGUGCAGUCCCCGCUGGCCGGACCGCACCAGCAGGUGUACGGUCCGCCGGCGCCCAAUCCCUACCCGGGCCCGAUCAGCAACAACAUCUACGAGGUGCCACCGACCCAGCAGCCGCAGUACGCCCAGUCCCCGGUGUACGAGCCGCCGACGACUACGGCCCGACCGCAGGUCUACUCCAAGUACGUGUGCGGCGUGAAGGGAACGAGCCGGGCGGCCAAAUCCAUCCUCAGCCAGGAGGUGCUGCGGCUGGAGCGGGAGCACAGCUCGCCGGCCCGCCACGCGCGCCACAUCGACGUGGACAGUCUGUAUCGGUCCAAGAGCUCGGAGCGGCUGGUGCUCGGUAGCAGCAUCGUGCCGAUACCAAUCAUCUACCACGACCACAACGACACCGUGCCGGAGGAUCUGCUGCACCAUCCGAGCGUGAAGGAGAACGCAACGCUGGCCAAGUACUGGAGCCACCAUCGGAAGGGGCGCGUGGUCGGUGGGGAGGAUGGCGAAAAUGGCGAAUGGUGCUGGCAGGUGGCGCUGAUCAACUCGCUCAACCAGUACCUGUGCGGGGCGGCCCUCAUCGGCACGCAGUGGGUACUGACGGCGGCGCACUGUGUAACGAACAUUGUACGAUCGGGUGAUGCCAUCUACGUUCGGGUCGGCGAUUACGAUCUGACGCGAAAGUACGGCAGUCCGGGCGCGCAGACGUUACGGGUAGCGACCACGUACAUCCAUCACAAUCACAACAGCCAAACGCUUGACAACGAUAUCGCCCUGCUGAAGCUGCACGGACAGGCCGAGCUCCGUGAUGGCGUGUGUUUGGUGUGUCUACCGGCACGAGGUGUCAGCCAUGCCGCUGGCAAGCGCUGCACGGUGACGGGAUACGGCUAUAUGGGUGAGGCCGGACCGAUACCGCUGCGGGUGCGCGAGGCCGAAAUCCCGAUCGUCAGUGAUGCCGAGUGCAUACGCAAGGUGAAUGCCGUCACCGAGAAGAUCUUCAUCCUGCCGGCGUCCAGCUUCUGUGCGGGCGGUGAGGAAGGCAACGACGCGUGCCAGGGUGACGGGGGCGGUCCGCUCGUGUGCCAGGACGAUGGGUUCUUCGAGCUGGCCGGCCUGGUGUCGUGGGGUUUCGGCUGCGGGCGUGUCGAUGUGCCCGGUGUGUACGUGAAGGUGUCGUCGUUCAUCGGCUGGAUCAACCAGAUCAUUAGCGUUAACAACCAGUAGUUGGGGUAGUUGGAGUAGUAGUAGUAGUAGUAGUAUUAGCAGUAGUAAUAGUACGUAGAUGAAUACCAAACUUUCUCUCCAACAACUUCCAUUGAACCCCUUGAUUCGUCCCUACGCCCUGUGCCUUGUGCAGUGUCCAGUAGUUUUAGGAAGUGUUCAGUUUUAAGGUGUGCUGUGAGAGCUUGCACACGCUUGAUUUCGAUUCAUUUACUCUCUUCAAAAAGACACAAACACAUGCACACAAACAGACAGGAACAAUCGAUGCUAGUUUGUUAAAACGAUAGUGGUAAUAGAUGAGCUUGAGAUGGGAGCGUAACGUAACGGAUGGCUUUAUUCCGUUCGGAAAGUUUCGAAUGAUUAUGUUUGGAAUCGAUAUUUAUUGUAAAAACAAAGCAAAAGAAAAACAAAACCUCCUCCCAAAACCUGGUGGUAAGCAAGUGGAAAGCGAGACCGUGGAGACAGCUUCCUUGGCUCGACUAGAACCACACCACAUCCACCACUGCUGCCAUCGUGCUGAAUCGAUGGUAAUAAUCUAAGCCUAGACCCUAAAGCACAUCGAACUUCUGCUAGGAAUUACUUCCAUCUCAUUAACGAUAUUUAAGUAUGCGUGAGUAUUUAUUUAUUUUCCCAUCUACCGCGACAGAUGCAUUACUAAACUCGUUCUGCUAAUGUAAGAAGUAGUGUAGGAGGAACACCGCCAUUAGGCGACACCCGACAGCUGCAAACCCCGCCCGCCCAAAACAAGCACUGAAUCUUUAAAACGCAUUGCAAUUGUUAGCAAUGGGAAGCAUAAUUGUAGUGAUUGGGAAUAGAGACAAUUUGAUGAAAUUGUUAUACACUGUGUACAAUAAAGUAUCAUGACUGGUUA
This is a messenger RNA of Anopheles merus, 4811 nucleotides long. RefSeq names its product protein masquerade (gene mas). The record is from RefSeq and is a predicted model, not a curated record. The transcript has 7 exons. Gene Ontology annotation, biological process: proteolysis. The coding region runs from base 1340 to 3943 and encodes 867 amino acids. NCBI's taxonomy places the organism in Eukaryota, Metazoa, Arthropoda, Insecta, Diptera, Culicidae. Gene Ontology annotation, molecular function: serine-type endopeptidase activity.